UAAUUUUCCGCUUUCAUAAGGAUGCUAUAUACGUGGAAUUCAAUCCUUUAAAACCAACCAUUCUUCUAGCUUACUCCAACACUCAAGAACCUCUCUCUACCCUGUUCCACUCUUCCAACACAAAAACUAGACUAAAACAAACACACAAACAAAAACAAAAAUGGAAAAUCCCAUGGAAAUGUUUGAUGUAAUAGUAAUUGGAGCAGGUAUAAUGGGUAGCUGCACAGCCUAUGAAACAUCAAAACGUAACCAAAAAACACUUCUUUUAGAACAAUUCGAUUUCUUGCACCAUCGUGGUUCUUCCCAUGGUGAAUCAAGAACCAUACGUGCCACUUACCCCGAACACUACUACUCGAAAAUGGCCUUAAAAUCCGAAACCCUUUGGAGAGAAGCUGAAGAAGAAAUAGGCUACAAAGUCUAUUUCAAGACUUCACAAUUUGAUCUGGGACCUAAAGAUAAAAAGGCUCUUCAAGCAGUUAUAUCAAGUUGUGAGAAAAACUCGAUAAGUUUUCGUGUUGUUGAUCAAAUCAGUGUUCUUGAAGAAUUUGGUGGAUUGAUUAACUUGCCUGAGAAUUGGAUUGGUGUUGUUAAUGAGUAUGGUGGUGUUGUAAAGCCAACAAAAGCUGUGUCCAUGUUUCAAACACUUGCUCUGAAAAAUGGAGCUUUCUUGAAAGAUAACAUGGAAGUAGUUGAAAUCAAGAAAGAUGGAGGGGGUGUUUUGGUUAGUGUGAAAAGUGGAGAGGUGUUUUGGGGUAAAAAAUGUGUGGUGACAGUUGGUCCAUGGAUGAAAAAGUUGGUUAAAAGUGUAACAGGAGUUGUACUUCCAAUUCAACCUUUGGAGACAACUGUUUUUUAUUGGAAGAUUAAAGAAGGGUUUGAGUCAAAGUUCACUAUUGAGAAUGGUUUUCCAACUUUUGCGAGUUACGGUGAGCCGUACAUAUACGGAACACCGUCACUCGAGUUUCCGGGAUUGAUUAAAAUCCCGAUGCACAGUGGGCGCCCAUGCGAGCCGGUUGACCGGACCUGGGCGCCCACCCUUCCCCUGGAUCCGCUGAAGCAGUGGAUCCAGGAGAAGUUCGGAGGGCUCGUGGACUCCACGAAGCCGGUCAUGACGCAGUCGUGUAUGUAUUCUGUGACCUCGGAUGAGGAUUAUGUGAUUGAUUUUCUUGGUGGGGAGUUUGGGAAGGAUGUGGUGAUUGGUGGUGGAUUUUCAGGGCAUGGGUUCAAAAUGGGACCUAUUGUGGGGAAAAUAUUAGCUGAUCUUGUUAUGGAAGGAGAAGCAAAAGAUGAGGAGUUGAUGCACUUUAGAAUUGAGAGAUUUGAGAAAAAUCCUAAAGGAAAUUUGAAGAACUUUGAUGAUCAAUUGAGUUCAGCUCAUUCACUGUCUUAAGCGAAACAUAUCAUAACUUCUUCGUCUUUUCCAUUGGUAUUGUGCAAUUGUAACUAUGUGGUAUCUUAUCAACAACUUGUUGAGAUGGUUGUUACUUAUUAUCGUUUCAUAAGGUAUUGUAUUGUACUAUUGUUUUAUACCCUUUCAAUGAAUAUGGCAUUUGGAUA
Molecule: messenger RNA, 1557 nt
Organism: Lycium ferocissimum
Lineage: Eukaryota; Viridiplantae; Streptophyta; Magnoliopsida; Solanales; Solanaceae
Product: probable sarcosine oxidase
Exons: 1
Coding region: 161-1390 (409 amino acids)
Molecular function (GO): flavin adenine dinucleotide binding; sarcosine oxidase activity
Source: RefSeq, a predicted model, not a curated record